Messenger RNA from Pristis pectinata (smalltooth sawfish), 4356 nucleotides. RefSeq names its product MAP7 domain containing 3 (gene map7d3). The record is from RefSeq and is a predicted model, not a curated record. Lineage: Eukaryota; Metazoa; Chordata; Chondrichthyes; Rhinopristiformes; Pristidae. The transcript has 20 exons. The coding region runs from base 122 to 2608 and encodes 828 amino acids. Gene Ontology annotation, biological process: microtubule cytoskeleton organization. Gene Ontology annotation, cellular component: microtubule cytoskeleton.
GUCUCUGAAGGAGCUGCGGGCCCAGUAUGGUGAGGGGGAUGCGGCGGGACCGGGACCCAGCUUCUCCCUCGCCUCGGCUGUGGACGGAGCCAGGAGUGGGAGUGCGGAUGAGGGGAGGAAGAUGGUUGCUGCAGCUCAAGCACAAGCAGAUGAAAGAAGAAGCCAAAGUGUAAAUAGUCCGGUCCUUGCUGAUCCGUCACCAGUCAUUGUGAAAGCACCAACCAAACCAGUAAUAGAUGGCUCCAUUUUAAAGACCGUUGAGAGACAGAGACUAGCCAAGGCACGAAGGGAAGAAAAGGAAAAGGAGAUGGCUGCAAAAGAAUAUCAAUUGCUAGAGAAAGAAAAGAAAGCACGACUUCAGUACGCGAAACAAGUGGAAGAGCGACAGAAGAAAUUGGAAGAACAACGGCAGAAGGAACAACAGAAGCGAGUCGCAGUGGAAGAGAAGAGGAAGCAAAAGCAGGAAGAGGAAAAGGAGCGCUACGAGGCUGUGAUGCGACGCACCUUAGAACGGAGCCAACGCUUGGAGCAGAGACAGAAAAGGUGGUCCUGGGGAGGAGCUGUGUCAACUGAGAAGGAAAACUCCAAUGGUGAACCUGACAGUUCCUUAACUCCACCUCUCAGUUUGUCAGACUGCCCCCCUCCUUCCUCAGACUCUCAGACUUCCACUGAAGAUGGUUCUGCUGUAGACAAACGGUCUACUUCCAGUGCGAAUCUCAUGAAGCAAGCAGGGCCAGUAAUGAAUAAGCGUUUGUCUUCAUCCUCAACAGCUCUCCCAAAUUCUCCCGACAAAGGCACAGCGGAUAAGAAGAGGAGCUCCUCGCUAAGUAGAUUGGCCAGUAAUCCUCGAUCGUCUACUCAAGUAGACAAACUCCCAAGAGAAGAACUUCAAGCUCGACGUUCUCAGAACAGUCCCAUGGAGAGUAGUAUAAUCAGCCGUCUGCUGAUGCCCACACAGUCAUCUUUAGCUAGGAGCAAGAGUGCUGCUGCUUUACCAGAAGCCGGACAAGGUUCUGCAGAGUCUCAUCUCUGUCCUCGUUCAGCUUCAGCUGGUCCUGUGAACUCCCCCAUCAACGCUGCCAACAAGCCUCUGCGUAGCCGCAGCAUUGAUCGACAGAACUUGGUGGAUGCCGUUGCUGGAGGUGUGACGCCAGUCGAGGCCACGCAGAAGCAAGUCAAAGAAAAGCGCCCUUCAUCUCCAGCUACAACUGCAAGCCGUAGACGGUCUCCUUCCCCAAAUCUAGCAAAGAGACCCCCAUCGCCAUCGAACCCGGGUGCCAGGAGACCCUCUUCACCGAGUACAGGCACCAGGCGACCUCCAUCACCAUCAAACACGGGCGCUCGGAGACCCUCAUCACCAUUGAACACAGUGAAGAGAUCAAUUUCGCCAUCAAUGGUCAAAUCGAGUCCAAAGAACUGUCCUCCUCCUCCUCCUCCCAGCACAUUUAAGCCGCACCCUCCAUCCCCCACAUCCGUCCAUAAACCUCUGCCUGUUCACCGACCUCCUGCUGCUUCCACUGGUGCAACAGCAACCAAAAGGAAAAUGGAGAAGGAGGGAAAACCAAAGCAGAAAUUGGAAGUUACUGGCACAGAAAAAGAAUCCUCAACAUCGUCUAGCAAAUCCAAAGAUUCUGAGCAGAAACCAGGAACCACAUCUGCUGAAGAAGCUGCUAAAAUCCUGGCUGAGAACAGGCGCCUAGCUCGUGAACAGAAGGAGCGUGAAGAGCAGGCAAGGCUGCGCCUAGCGGAAGCUGAGAAGCUCAGGAAAGAAGAGCUAAAGAAGAAGGAGGCUGAAGAGAAGGUUCACAGGGAAGAAGCAGCCCGCGUGCAGAGAGAAGAGCGAAAGCUUGCAGAAGAGGAGAAUCAAAGGAAGUCUGAAGAGGAAAGACUUUGCAGAGAGCGUGAGGAGCAGGAACGCCUUGCAGAUCUAAAGCUCCAGAGAGAAGAGGCAGAGGCCAAAGCUGUGGAAGAGGCUGAGCGGCAGAGACUGGAGCGAGAGCGAAUCAUGCAGCAGAACCAGCAGGAGCGUCUCGAGAGGAAGAAGAGAAUUAAAGAGAUUAUGAAGAGAACCAGGAAGGAUGAUCAACAACAGUCAAAGAAAGAUGAGAGGAUGCAUGAUGCAGCGGCUGAAGAAAGCAGCGAGGACGAACCCAGGAAUGAGGAUGCAGAUGAAGUGGAUAGUACUAAUGGGAUCGAUGAGCUUCAAGACCAAGCACAAGAUGGUGUCGAGUUGUCUGAAGCUGCAGGACAUGAGCCAACGGGAUUAAAUGGUGUCAACCAAACUAAUAACAUUACAGUGCAUUUGAACAAAGAGUCAGUGAUGGGUGUAAGCGCUGUACCAAAGGACAACUGUGUUGUAUCGGAACUUUUACGUGUAAAUGAAGUAGGUGAAAGUAUUGUACAUCAGAAUGGAAAGUCAAGUACGUGGAUCAUUGAUGAGUUUAUUGAGCUUGGUGUUUGUUCAAAGACCGACAGCAAGUUAACUGUGGCAGCCUGCGAUGCUGAGGACUGUAACCAAAGCAUUCUGGAGAGCCGCAGUAUUGGAUUUGAAGAAAACGGAGCAGUGACGUCUUUGACCAAACCUGUCGGGGGAGUGGCAGAGCUCUGAAUGUCUUGAUUGGAAUUGCACCUUCCACGUUCAGUAUUUUACCAAGUGCUGAAGGCCCUGUCACUUGAAGCUGCUUCUAGAGGACUUUUCAUUUUGCGCAGAAGAAUUAACGAGUCACCUUUUACCGAGGUGAAAUGUCACAUAGGAUGCUGGUUUACACCGUUACAUAUUUCAGGAGCUUGCUCCUUGAUUGUGUUGUAAUUUCAGUAGAUUUUUCUAACCUGUUUUUGGGUUAAUCUGUCAAAUUUAAUUCCUUUCCUAACUCUCUCUCUUGUCAAACGAGUUACUUAGAUCCACCUUUAUUUUCAUAUUGGUUGAAUUAGCUUUGGUUUGCUGCUCUGGUCACAUGGAGAAGUUUAUGUAGGUGUUAUGUAUAGGGUGAAUGGUGCCUCGUUUAUUAAAGCUUUUUUUUUAAUAAAGUGACAGUAAUAAGCUAGCUAUGGUUCACAUAGACUGAUGGAGCUGAAGAAAAGUUGUGAUUCAGUUGUGAAUCUGUUUGACUUGAAUUACAAAAUCAGACUUGUGAUGCAGUUAAUUGGCAAUCGUUAGUCUGAUUGCCUGUACAAGAUCAGUAAUGUUCUGGAAAUGUUAGUAAUUGGAUAGAAUGUAGGAGCUGACACUCACCCUCCUCGUUAUCCUGCACCUCCCCCAGACCUCGAUGUUUAAAUGGAUUUGGCUCAGAGCAGUAUUAGGAGUGGGACGAGCUAACAAUGAAUUGAGAGAUGUGUUUUGAAGGGACCGUUAUUGCAGGGAAUGAGAGCUGCUGGAGCUCACUGAUAUGAAAUUAUUGGUUGAAGUUUCAUUACAUUUACACUGUUCAAUGUUGUACUGGAAUAGGAAUUGUGAAUUAACCUAUUAUUUAAUAGGCUCCUUGUUUCAAUUUCAUCCUUCUAGAAUAUUGUAUUUUUAAUAAGCCUGCACUAAUGUACGUUAAUGAAAUAGUUUCAGCCAGUAAACAGUUUAUUUGUUGGUAGCAGCUUAGCAUUUACAUGUAUUACACUUAUUUUAAGGUAAGAAAUUUUCUUUGGCUUAAUGUAUUUAAGUUUCUCUGUAUACAUCUAAGUGUUAUUUGGUUGUACAUUCUAAACAGUAUUGGGCCAGAGACUCUUCAUGGUCUUUUUAUUAAGUACUCUUCCUAGCAUCAUAUUGUAUUAAUGAGGUAUAACUAAGAAACCAAGGCAAUACAUCUUUAAACAACCUCUUCACUGCAGCCUAGGUCGUAUCCAUCCACCUUUGAUGGAUGUGAAGCUUGCAUCCUUGGCUCCUGAACUGAAUUAGCUACCGCCAUCCAUAGGAAGCUGCAUCUUUUCACAGCACUAGUUCCAUCUAUUAAGUUUACUAGGUAUUUUCUCCUGAUAUGUUACUCAAUAGUUCUUUAUUAAUCUGAUCGGGGCCCCAGGCUACAGUGAAUAAACUUUCUCAGCCAUAUCCACUCCUAAAUGAAAGCCAUUACUUGGCUGCUUUUUACUGUGUUUAACUGUUUUGUUGCUGGUGCAGUUUAUAGAAGUGGGAAUCUUCUGGUCUGUAACACGUACUGAAGGCAGUCGAACUCACCUCAGUGACAGUUAUUUAGACUAGAACAGUGCCUUAGAUCAAUCAUUUUGUGUAUUUUUGUAAGAUAAUUAACUUGAAAUCUUUGCAAGAAAAUGACAAUCUCUAGCAGAACUGCCCUUUGCGCUGUGCAGAUGUUGCUUUUGCUCAGUGCCCUGUUCACAACUGUAUGUAAAUAGCAAUGUGUAUCAUUUAAA